GGCCAGCGUCAAAGCUGAGAAUGAAGAAGAUACGGAAAAAGGCUAAGACUCCGUGAGUGCAGCAGAUUGGCGCGAAAGGAAAAAAUGGCGGGACUCUCCCGCCUGUCACUUCUCCCGAAUUCCGCGGUCGACGAACUCCUCUCUCUCUUGCUUCUCGCGGAUUUCGAAAUUUUCUCAGUCACCACAGCGAGAGCGAGGCGCUUUGGUUGCGAAGGUCAGAAGUCCGGUCGAGGGUUUAGACAAUUGCACGAGAUUUGGAAGAAGCUUGUGGCAAGUAGUCUCUUUGCGUCUGGAAUUGGAGGCUGAGGGUACGCCUUGCGAUGAAUUCAUAGUUCAAGUUUCAUUUUUUAAAAAUCUGGAGCUCGUCCAGAGGCGUACGGCGUCGGAGCGAUGUCUGUCUCCGCGAAGCAUCCGAAGUUCACGGAGGCGCACGGGAAAGGGCCUCGAGCAUGCAUUCUGUGGGAUAAUCAGGGUCAAGAUAUCAUAACUGCGGGUGCUGAUGCGCGACUUCUUAUUCAUAAAUCCGGCGGGGAAUCCUUGACUCCAAGCGUUCUGCAUCAAAAAGCCGUCACUUCCCUGGCAUUGUCUCCGAAUGGCCUUCUUUUGGCAUCAGCUUCGCUUGAUCACUCUGUCAAGCUUUAUUCAUAUCCAGGUGCCACAUUUCAGAACAAUGUGACAAGAUUUAGCUUGCCAAUUCGUGCUCUUGCGUUCAGCGUCACUGGCGGACUGCUUGCAGCAGCAGGGGACGAUGAUGGUAUUAAGCUCAUCAGUACGGUGGACAAUUCUAUAGUUCGGGUGAUGAAGGGGCACGAUGGGCCCGUUGUUAGUCUUGCAUUCGACCCGAAAAAUGAAUUUCUUGCAUCUGUUGACACAGAUGGCACGGUCAUAUAUUGGUCUUUAGACACAGGGGCGAAAGUUCACACACUCAAGCAUGCUGCCCCCGACGUGGAUCUUGAAGACCCGUGCGUGAAUCAGAUAGCAUGGCAUCCAAGUGGUGAUGUUCUGGCUGUCCCGGGCCAUCAGUUUGACGUCGUCAUGUAUGACAGAGAUACAGCCGAAGUGCACUUUCGAAUGAGGGGUGGUCACAAUACGUCUAUCGGAUUCCUGGCUUGGUCUCCGAAUGGGAAAUACCUCGCUACCACAGGUGAAGACAGGAAGGUUAUGCUCUGGGACGCCGAGAAAAAGAUAGACCUGGAUAGACUGAAAGUUCUCUCACAGGUGUGUGCCUUAGCAUGGAAGCCUACAGGGAAUUCUCUGGCACUUAUUGAUGUCGAAGGAAGGUAUGGUGUGUGGAACGAUGCCAUUCCAAGUCAUCUAGCUUCUCCGUGUGAUUUAGAGCAGGUGAGUUCAUUAGUCACUAGGCAAGAGCUCCUGCAUUUCAGUGAUGAUGAAGCCGAAGAGAAAGCAAGUGCGUCGGACAGUGAAGAUGAGAUUAUUGGAGCUGAGGUGGAUCUGAUGGACGACGAGAGCGAUGAAGAAGAAUCUAUGUUGAGAAAGGAAUUUGGAGAUUCAAAGGCAUCCAACGGGUUAACUCGUAAGGUAUCUCAGGGCAAGGAUUCAGCUUCAGUGAAGGUGAAAGAGGGCAGGAUUGAUUCUCUUAACGACACAGUACCUCGGCAGCAUUCUAGCCACAAACCGAUGCCGGAGAAGCAGCCUGCCUUUCAACCUGGAGUUACUCAACAGACGGUUGGGACGAGAAGAUUUUUGGCAUACAACUUACUGGGCUGCAUCAUCACGUCUGAGGGUGACGGUGUAAAUCACGUUGAGGUUGAAUUUCAUGAUACUAGUCGAGGUCAUCGAAUUGCGCCUCUGGCGGAUUAUUUCGGGUUUACUAUGGCAGCCCUUGGUGAAAAGGGAAGCGUCCUUGCCAACCCGCAGAGAGACAAGACACCGAGUACUCUUAUCUAUCGCCCCUUUGCCAGCUGGGCGAGCAACAGCGAGUGGUCAAUGCGCUUUACCCCAGCCGAAGAAGUUAAGGCUGUAGCCGUCGGGGAUGGAUGGGUUGCCGCCGCGACAAGCUUGGAUUAUCUUCGGAUAUAUACUGAAUCUGGUCGACAGAAACACCUGUUCUCUUUGACAGGUCCAGUCGUGGCUAUGACAAGUUAUCAACAGCAUCUUGCGGUUGUAACUCAUGCAUCAGAUCCUAUGGAGUCAGGUCAGCAGGUGAUGAAAUACAUCGUACUAGACUUGCGCACCAAUCAGCAAUUGCUGACUGGCCCUCUUGCUAUCACACCUGGAGCUACUCUAACGUGGUUGGGGUUCAGUGAGAGUGGAUCUCUCAGCUCCUUCGACUCAAAGGGCGUACUGCGGAUUUUGAGUAGGACCUUUGGUGGGUGCUGGGUUCCUAUCUAUAGUGUUCCUGCAGAGCAACAGAGCAAUGGUGACACAACUUGGAUGGUCGGACUAAAUGAAACACAAAUUUUUUGCAUCAAAUGCAAAGUACCUGAACUUCAACCUCAAGUCCAUCCGAAACCUGUUCUGAGUAUUUUAAGCCCCAUGCUGCCUCUCGCACAUUCCGAUCUUGGAGCGACGGAAUUGGAAAACGACCUUUUGUGCAAGUCAUUCCUCCUUGAAGAGACGAGGCUACGAGCGGACGAAGCAGCUGAUAGAGGAGAAAAAGAUGACGACGACGACGAAGAAAAAAUCUUGAGAACAGAAGCUGAACAAGACCGAUGCCUGCUGCGUUUGAUAGCUGCUUGCUGUCAUGGUGACAAACUGGCGAGAGCUUUGGAACUUGCAAGCAUGCUCUCAUUACACAAGUCCUUGGAGGGUGCAAUCAAACUGGUGACGGCCAUGCGCUUGCCGACAUUAGCAGAGCGCAUGAACACAUUGCUUGAGGAACGAAGAAAGGUCGAGAAAGCUGCUGCUGGCCCUCCGCCAACUAGAGAACCAGUAUUUCCGAGAUCUUCCCUUCUGCGGCUAGAUGGACCUCUAAGUGGGCCCCAAGUACAUAAGUUAUCAUCUCCAGCAUUGCCCGCCAAACAAACUCUCCCUACAACCGAACCUUUUUUGGAGAACUCCAGAACCGUACCUGAAGCUUCCGUAAGAUCCAGCGAUGACAGUUCGGCACAAAAGGUAGUCUCUGUCCACACGAAAGCUAAGGAAGUGGAAAGGAGCAACUCGCAGCAAACACCGGGAGCGAGUGACGACGGGAGAUGUCCUGAGGUUCCGUCUUCCAGCCCAUUAGCCAAACCUGUCAACCCAUUUGCCAAACCCAAGCAAGCAGAAGGCAGUUCCUUGGGGGAUGGACUCUCAACGUUGACUGCCAUAAAGAAUUUGCAGGUACAAGGUGGCGGGAAAAGAAAGAACACUGCCGUAAAGGAAAAACGGUCUGAUAAGAAACCUAGGAAGAUACCCAAAGCUACCUAGUUGCCAGAUUUCAUAUUGAUGAAUAGUCAUUGUCUGCACAAAGUGCUUGUAUAUUCUAAGUAGACCUGAUCAAUAUCAAGUCUUCGCACAAAGUGCUUGCAUCUUCUGGUUGAUUAGAACACCUCAUGCACGUGGUAAUGUCCAAAAAA
Molecule: messenger RNA, 3518 nt
Organism: Marchantia polymorpha subsp. ruderalis
Lineage: Eukaryota; Viridiplantae; Streptophyta; Marchantiopsida; Marchantiales; Marchantiaceae
Source: the annotation of a GenBank genome assembly